Corticium candelabrum is the source of this 612-nucleotide messenger RNA. RefSeq lists its product as uncharacterized. NCBI's taxonomy places the organism in Eukaryota, Metazoa, Porifera, Homoscleromorpha, Homosclerophorida, Plakinidae. The transcript has a single exon. Bases 1 to 612 code for a protein of 203 amino acids. The record is from RefSeq and is a predicted model, not a curated record.
AUGACGACUGCCGAGAACAUGGAAGAACCAAAGUGGGAAGGUCCCACUAUGGCGAGACUCGUGCAAGAAGGUCUGGGCCUAAGCAUUGAUGCUACUAAACCAGAAGUAAUGCUGCACACUCAAAUUGAGCCGACAGAGAAAAAUCUGGUGAGACGUACGGUCGGAACUGGUUACCAAGAGUUGAACGAGACGCUAGAAACGGCGUCGUCCGUCAAGCAGAGCUUGUCAAGCAAUCUACGCUUGAACGCUAUAGAAGCAGUGUCAUUCAACGUGAAAUACAAUUGGCACAAAGAGGAAAACAGAUCGGUGAAGAUGAGAGCAAAAGGCAAGAAGAUCCAUUGUGAGACUGUUCUUUUCGACUAUCAACAGUUUCCCGACUCAUCUCGCCACCUCCGUACGUUACUGGAGGCUGCAGCUAAGCAGAAGGGACACGAGUACUGUCCAGGAAAGAAGGUUAUUCUGAGAGACCGUGAAAGCAUCUGUAGAAACGUCGUUAGGAACGAAAAUCAGGGAGUAACUCACUACAUUUCUGAAGUUGAUCUUGGAGCUAUGGUUUACGAAGUUAAAGUUGAACAAGACGUGAGAGAGAACAACGCUAGAAGGGGAGCGUAG